This is a messenger RNA of Coregonus sp. 'balchen', 14040 nucleotides long. NCBI's taxonomy places the organism in Eukaryota, Metazoa, Chordata, Actinopteri, Salmoniformes, Salmonidae. The record is from the annotation of a GenBank genome assembly.
ACCAUUGAAAACUGUGUGUGCAUUUUGAGGAACCUCUCGUAUCGACUAGCUGCAGAGACAUCUCAGGGACAGCAGAUAGGCACAGACGAGCUUGACGGAUUGCUUUGUGGUGAUGCCAACGGCAAGGAUGCAGAGAGCUCUGGUUGCUGGGGGAAGAAGAAGAAGAAAAAGAAGGCCCAUGAUCAGGUGGGUUCCUCUCCUCUCCACUGCAGCUGUUAGCUGUUAGCCAGCGUGUUACAGCAGUGGUGCUGGAAUCUGGCUAGGGAGGGGGUCUACAUCUCAUGGAUAAUUACAAAUUUACUUGGUUUAGUUCUGAAAGAGGGUCUUCUUCUGGUUUUUGCUGCCUUGCCUGGGAAAAUAAACUGGCAAAAGCCAAGGUUUGAUUAUUAUCUGACUGAGUUGGAUUAUGCAAUUCAGUGUGAUUGAAAUGGUGGUACAAAUCAUCUACUCUGGCAUACUUUUGAUGCUCAUGCAGUUGGUAAGGUGGGGAUGAUUUAGUAUGUGAGAUAUGCUACAGGGAUGUUAUGUGACCGAAUGCUCAUUCUUAAUAAUGUUUAUCUUGUAAGUAAAUAAUUCAGAAAGGAAUGUGUGACUCCCUUGUCACUCAUGUCUCAACCAUAUUAAGUGUUUUCAAUAUUUUCAUUGUUCUUUGAUAAUUAAAGACAACUGCCCCUAAAAACCAACUUCUCAUUUAGAAAACAGCCUAUGUGGCAUCGAUAUGAGUCAAAAACAUUUAUUGUACUGUGAAAAUGACUACAAAGUGUAAAUAGGAUCAUUUUGGUCAUAAAGUCAGUCUUGUCCAAAACUGAGUUUUGUGAGUCUUGUGGUCGUGACUGCAUCACAACGUAAAUUAAGGUUGGGUUUGUUUUAAUCCUGCCCACAUGCCGACAGCUGGCACCACACAAGUAAUCAUACAUUUCGGAGUGCAGCUGCACUUUAUUUUGUAUAUUUAAAACAUACAAUCUACUUGCAGUGAAGCCGCUCAACAUUACGUCACAUUAGUCAUCUAACAGACUCCCAUCCAGAGCAACCCACAGAAGCAACCAAGGUCAACGCCCUGCUCAAGGGCACGUCGACAUAUCUCCCAUAAGGUCAAAAACAGGGACCCGAAACAGCGACCCAUCAGCCACCGGCCCAAGCUCCCAACCGCUAGGCCACCAGCCCUCCAAGAUCCCCCCCACAGUUCCCAAGAGCUGCCCCUCAACCAUCCGAGAACCCUCUCCAGAUCUCCCAACAAUACUAUUUCUAGGGUCAAUUUUAGAUCAAUGUUAUGCAUUUUCAGCCAUUCCUGAACCUGAGUCCAGAAACAGGCUACCUGAGGGCAAUACCAAAACAAAUAGUCUAUUGAUUCUGUAUCCUCACAACAAAAUCUGCAGAGCUGCGAUGAUUGUAUGCCCCAAAUAUUCAACAUUUUGUUGGUGGCAAGAAUUAUGUACAAUAAUUUUAGCUGAAAAGCACGAAGUCUUGAAUCUUGCGUCAUUUUAUAUAUCAACUCGUACACCCUGUACCAUGGAAUCGGUACAUAAAACAUAUAUUUCCAACUAUUUUGCAAUCUGUAUGGCACAGCUGUCAACAUCCUGGUCCUGAAAUGAAACUGGUAUACUUUCCUAUUUAUGCUAUUUUUAUUCCUCCUCCAGUUUUGAUCCUUUAUAUUGGGCAGACAGACCAGUUCCCUAUCUCCCCCCGCUGCCACCUGCCUCCUCCAUUUUUGGGGUAAUGCUGUAAUCAAUUGGUUGUAAUCUUGGAUUGAGCAGACCUUCCCAUACAAUUCUGAUAACUCCAAUUUACAAUAUCAUUUAAAAACAAAAUACCCUUUUUAAUACAGGUAUUUUAUCAACCAGCACAUUUGAGUUCAGCCAUAAUAUUUGUUGUAAUAUUUGUACUAUCUUUUCAGGGGGAUGAAAUUGAAAUUGUAGCCAGCUCUGCAAUGCUUGUUUGAAAAAGAGAGAUACUUUGAAAAAAAGUUUCAUUUUCAAUGAAUUUCUUAGUAAUCUACUUGAGAACCAUUUAGGGUUCAAGUAAAACUUUUGGAUGAGUGAAGCUUUUAGAGAGAGGUUGAGUGCUUUUAGAUUUAAUAAUCUCAACCCACCUAGUUCAUAUUCAUUAUAUACAGUGGGGAAAAAAAGUAUUUAGUCAGCCACCAAUUGUGCAAGUUCUCCCACUUAAAAAGAUGAGAGAGGCCUGUAAUUUUCAUCAUAGGUACACGUCAACUAUGACAGACAAAUUGAGAAUUUCUUUUCCAGAUAAUCACAUUGUAGGAUUUUUAAUGAAUUUAUUUGCAAAAUAUGGUGGAAAAUAAGUAUUUGGUCACCUACAAACAAGCAAGAUUUCUGUCUCUCACAGACCUGUAACUUCUUCUUUAAGAGGCUCCUCUGUCCUCCACUCGUUACCUGUAUUAAUGGCACCUGUUUGAACUUGUUAUCAGUAUAAAAGACACCUGUCCACAACCUCAAACAGUCACACUCCAAACUCCACUAUGGCCAAGACCAAAGAGCUGUCAAAGGACACCAGAAACAAAAUUGUAGACCUGCACCAGGCUGGGAAGACUGCAUCUGCAAUAGGUAAGCAGCUUGGUUUGAAGAAAUCAACUGUGGGAGCAAUUAUUAGGAAAUGGAAGACAUACAAGACCACUGAUAAUCUCCCUCGAUCUGGGGCUCCACGCAAGAUCUCACCUCGUGGGGUCAAAAUGAUCACAAGAACGGUGAGCAAAAAUCCCAGAACCACACGGGGGGACCUAGUGAAUGACCUGCAGAGAGCUGGGACCAAAGUAACAAAGCCUACCAUCAGUAACACACUACGUCGCCAGGGACUCAAAUCCUGCAGUGCCAGAUGUGUCCCCCUGCUUAAGCCAGUACAUGUCCAGGCCCGUCUGAAGUUUGCUAGAAUGCAUUUGGAUGAUCCAGAAGAGGAUUGGGAGAAUGUCAUAUGGUCAGAUGAAACCAAAAUAUAACUUUUUGGUAAAAACUCAACUCGUCGUGUUUGGAGGACAAAGAAUGCAGAGUUGCAUCCAAAGAACACCAUACCUACUGUGAAGCAUGGGGGUGGAAACAUCAUGCUUUGGGGCUGUUUUUCUGCAAAGGGACCAGGACGACUGAUCCGUGUAAAGGAAAGAAUGAAUGGGGCCAUGUAUCGUGAGAUUUUGAGUGAAAACCUCCUUCCAUCAGCAAGGGCAUUGAAGAUGAAACGUGGCUGGGUCUUUCAGCAUGACAAUGAUCCCAAACACACCGCCCGGGCAACGAAGGAGUGGCUUCGUAAGAAGCAUUUCAAGGUCCUGGAGUGGCCUAGCCAGUCUCCAGAUCUCAACCUCAUAGAAAAUCUUUGGAGGGAGUUGAAAGUCCGUGUUUCCCAGCGACAGCCCCAAAACAUCACUGCUCUAGAGGAGAUCUGCAUGGAGGAAUGGGCCAAAAUAACAGCAACAGUGUGUGAAAACCUUGUGAAGACUUACAGAAAACGUUUGACCUGUGUCAUUGCCAACAAAGGGUAUAUAACAACGUAUUGAGAAACUUUUGUUAUUGACCAAAUACUUAUUUUCCACCAUAUUUUGCAAAUAAAUUCAUUAAAAAUCCUACAAUGUGAUUUUCUGGAUUUUUUUUCUCAUUUUGUCUGUCAUAGUUUACGUGUACCUAUGAUGAAAAUUACAGGCCUCUCUCAUCUUUUUAAGUGGGAGAACUUGCACAAUUGGUGGCUGACUAAAUACAUUUUUUCCCCACUGUAUAUUAUCUCCAAUGUAUCGUCCAUGUAAAAAACCUGUCUGAUCAGGUUGAACAAUAGCUGGUAAAACAUUUUUUUAAAGCAUUUAAUGAGAACUAAAAGGUUUGCAACGUGAAAAUAUUGUCUCAUUUACAUUGUGUAAUUUAUUGAUAGUACCUAACUAACCAAAGUCAAACCAAUUUUGCUGCAGUCGCACACCAGCCGGAUGAAGCUAAUUGGCAAAAUAAUUUGGCUAACUCUUCACACCUGCGAACACACACACGAGACACCCACAUCAAACCACACCCCGAAACCAACUAACAUUUGAAUUUAGUCAUGGCCGCUAGCAUUUCUUAAUGAACCAAAUCUAAAACGAGGCCAAAUCAGGUAGUGUAGUCGCCCUUUAAGCAAUUUUUAGUGGCACUGUAAACUAAGUGUCGUUGUCAAACUGUUUAAUGUCACAUCUUAUGCCUGUAGUAUUGACAAGUAGUAACAUUCCACCAUCCUGUGUCACCCAGUGGGAUGGUGUGGGGCCCUUCCCGGACUCGGCUGACCCACCCAAAGGCAUUCAGAUGCUGUGGCACCCCACCAUCGUCAAACCCUACCUCACACUCCUGUCUGAGUGCUCCAACCCAGACACUUUGGAGGGGGCAGCCGGAGCUCUGCAGAACCUGGCUGCAGGCAGCUGGAAGGUACAGCAUAGUACAGUAAGCUCUCCCUCCUCAGAGCUGCUCCAGCGGCAGCAAUUUUCUUUCCACACUGUCAUUGUCAAACUGUCAAGAUGAACUUGCAGAAACCAAGUCGGCCUUAGACAUUAGUUGCUCUUAGCUCACUGUAACAUUAAGAAAGCAUGAGGUACUGCUGGAGAAAUACUAUAUUUGGCGGUGUUGGGGGGGAUAUACUACUCUGGUUGUUGUUCUAUGUAUAGAUCAUAAUGAUGUGUGUUUUAUGUGAUGAAGUGUGACUGAGUCCUCUCUUUCUCCUCUCCAGUGGUCUGUGUAUAUCCGUGCGGCGGUGAGGAAAGAGAAGGGUCUGCCCAUCCUGGUGGAGCUGCUGAGGAUUGACAACGACAGGGUGGUGUGUGCCGUGGCCACAGCUUUAAGAAACAUGGCCUUAGACGUCAGAAACAAAGAACUCAUCGGUAAGUGUAGUUGUCAGUGAAUCAAUAUUCUACAUUCAUACAUUCCAUAUGCACGUUUGUGUGUGUGUGCGUUUGUGCGAGGAUGUAAGCGUGCUCAUGCAUAUGCGUUUAUAUACAGUGCAUUCGGAAAGUAUUCAGACCCUGUGACUUUUUCCAAUUUUUUUAUUAUACACACAAUACCCCAUAAUGACACAGUGAAAACAGGUUUUUAGAAAUGUUUGCAAAUAAAAAAACAAAAACAAAACGGAAAUACCUUAUUGACAUAGGUAUUCAGACCCUUUGCUAUGAGACUCAAAAUUGAUUUCAGGUGCAUCCUGUUUCCAUUGAUCAUCCUUGAGAUGUUUCUACAACUUGAUUGGAGUCCACCUGUGGUAAAUUAAAUUUAUUGGACAUGAUUUGGAAAGGCACACACCUGUCUAUAUAAGGUCACACAGUUGACAGUGCAUGUCAGAGCAAAAACCAAGCCAUGAGGUCGAAAGAAUUGUCCGUAGAGCUCAGAGACAGGAUUGUGUCUGCAACAUUGAAGGUCCCCAAGAAAACAGUGGCCUCCAUCAUUCUUAAAUGGAAAAAGUUUGGAACCACCAAGACUCUUCCUAGAGCUGGCCGCCCGGCCAAACUGAGCAAUCGGGGGAGAAGGGCCUUGGUCAGGGAGGUGACCAAGAACCCGAUGGCCACAGAGUUCUCUGUGGAGAUGGGAGAAUCUUCCAGAAGGACAAACAUCUCUGCAGCACUCCACCAAUCAGGCCUUUAUGGUAGAGUGACCAGACGGAAGCCACUCCUCAGUAAAAGGCACAUGACAGCCCGCUUGGAGUUAGCCAAAAGGCACCUAAAGACUCUCAGACCAUGAGAAACAAGAUUCUCUGGUCUGAUGAAACCAAGAUUGAACUCUUUGGCCUGAAUGCCAAGCGUCACGUCAGGAGGAAACCUGGCACCAUCCCUAUGGUGAAGCAUGGUGGUGGCAGCAUCAUGCUGUGGGGAUGUUUUUCAGCAGCAGGGACUGGGAGACUAGUCAGGAUCGUGGGAAAGAUGAACGGAGCAAAGUACAGAGAAAUCCUUGCUCAGGACCUCAAACUGGGCAAAUGUUCACCUUCCAACAGGACAACGCCCCUAAGCACACAGCCAAGACCAGUCAGGAGUGGCUUCGGGACAAGCCUCUGAAUGUCCUUGAGUGGCCCAGCCUGAGCCCGGACUUGAACCCAAUCGAACAUCUCUGGAGAGAUCUGAAAAUAGCUGUGCAGCAACGCUCCCCAUCCAACCUGACAGAGCUUGAGAGGAUCUGCAGAGAAGAAUGGGAGAAACUCCCCAAAUACAGAUGUGCCAAGCUUGUAGUGUCAUACCUAAGAAGACUUGAGGCUGUAAUCGCUGCCAAAGGUGCUUCAACAAAGUACUGAGUAAAGGGUCUGAAUACUUAUGUAAAUGUGAUACAUAUUUUUUAAAUGUUUUUAGAAAUUUGCUAAAAUGUCUAAAAACCUGUUUUUGCUUUGUCAUUAUGGGGUAUUGUGUUUAGAUUGAUGAUGGAAAAAAAAAACAUUUACUCCAUUUUAGAAUAAGGAUGUAACGUAACAAAAUGUGGAAAAAGUCAAGGGGUCUGAAUACUUUCCGAAUGCACUGUAUGUGUGCCCCAUAGAGAAUGUGUGCACCUCUCUGUAGCCUCUCUAAGAUGGGUGUGCACUGCAGAGCUCUCUUUGUGGGCUGUGGUUGAAAUUCUCCUCAUGACAGCACUAAAAGACAAUUGAUCUCUCUAAUAAACGAGAUGUUCUGUUGGACCUAGGCAUCUCCAUAGCAACUGCUCUUGCCUUCUCAGGCUGGUGCUACGUGCUAAGUAGAUGUGUGUAUCAUGUCAUAGAGCCGCAGGCCUUCAGACACCCAACUCUGUGUUGGUAGAAUAAAGCGUAGUAACACACAAUUAUCUGUUUACAUGCUUAUAUCAUGUUAAGACAGUGUUAUGUCUCGCUAAAUCUGACGCUUCUGAUAGCCUUGUAAAGUAAUGAUUAUGGGGGAUUUCGUUAUUAGCAUGUCAUUGACGUUAUAGCCACUAUUACACACAGCAUGUAUAAAGUAUGUAUUACCUGUAACUUGGAAUAUGAACUUUGUGGUAAUCAUCAGCUCAAAUUAUCUUCACCCUCUUUGUUUAUCUACAUUACAAACAGUGAUGUAGUGGUACAAAAAAAGGUGCGUAAACUGUAUUUACUUACGUUUACCCUCCACUACACCACUGAUUACAAACACAUGUUGUGUUGUUCCUAAUGCUUUGAAGACUAUACUAUGAAUCACACAAAAGCGAUUGUGCGCUGGCAGGACUAGACAUUCUUAGUCGUUCUCAUUCCCAGGCCUCCCUUUAAAAUAUUAGUGUUUUCUAUGAAAAUGCCAUUACCUGGGAGGUGUCAAGGGGUUUGAUAUUUCCAUCCCAGCUACAAAUGUUGUGUCCUCAGGCCUACAGUAGAGUAUGAGUGCUUAGUGGGGUAUUAAAAAAGCCCCAUUGAGCAGAAGAUGGAUGUAUUAAGCCCUCGUCAUAUAGCUGUAAAUGUCAGUCUGGGAGUUUGAGGCUGUAUUGUGAAUUAUUAAAAGCACUGCUCUCUGAAUUUCUCUCUCUAUUGCUCUCUCAUUGUCUCCCUCUCUCUCUCUCUCUCUCUCUCUCUCUCUCUCUCUCUCUCUCUCUCUCGCAUUUCACAUGCUGAUACCAUCCUUCCUUUCUCUCUCUUCCUCUAUCAUUCUCGCUAUCCCUUUCUUAUGCCCUAGUUCUCUUGUCCCAUAGGGAUUGUAUUAUAUAUAUUCUAAAGCAUCGUUCCCAUACGUAUAUCCUGUCUUUUUUCUUCUUCUUCAAGUGGAUGCCUCAGUAUGAAAUGCCGUAUUUAUUGUUUUUCUGUCAAGUCAAGAAAUCCUCUUUAGCUCAAUCGCUCACUGCUCAUUAGGGACGUAGCCUUUAUAGGACAAGGGUCUUGUGCACAUCUCUGACCUUGAAGGCUCUCCUGCUGUCCACUGAGUAGUGACAAGGUUAGAUCAUGUGAAGUAUGAAGUAUAGUAAAUACUGCUUGUCUUUAUCAGUUUCUGCUAUCCUGACCAUUUGCUACCUUUUCCCCUCUCUUGCUGUUGUGACUGGGAAGGUAUUUUGGUCACAAACAGAACACUGCUUAGUGGAGAACAUAUAUAUGUAUUUAUAGAAGAAUAUUGUCCUUCUGCAUCCAUGGUUUUCUAAUCUGUUCCCUAAUAGCACAUAUAUUAAAAUGUUCAUGUACAGUAUAACUAACCAUGAGGUGUUUUUCUUUCCACAACAGGCAAGUACGCAAUGAGAGACUUGGUCCACCGUUUGCCCGGGGGCAACAACAACAACAGCAGUGGUGGGACUGCUGCCAGUGCUAUUGGGAAGACCAUGUCAGACGACACUAUCACGGCUAUCUGCUGUGCCCUGCACGAGGUCAUCACUAAGAACAUGGAGAACACCAAGGCUCUGCGUGACGCUGGAGGCAUCGAGAAACUCAUCGGCAUCGCCAGAAGCAAAGGAGACAAGUAGGUGUCCAGAAGUCAUGCUGUGCUCACCCUAAUCUGGGAACCCAGAGCAAAAGCUUGCAUGCCUGCUGUCCAGCUAUUCUACUGUGUAUAACAUUUUAACACACUGUCACAAGAGACUAUGUUCACUCUAAACUUCAACCCUAACACCAACACACAGCCAUCCUGCUCAGCUAGUAAUUGUAUAUGGAUUGUAGCAUUAAUGUAACUGCUGAUUGGGACACGGGAGCUGUAAGUACAUACUAAGGUUCUGUUCGUUUCCCUCUUAAUUCACUUUAGUAGAUGUUAUUAUGAUGUGUUGUCUACGACUCACCACUGUAGAUAAAUGCCUUUUAAAGGUAGAUAAUUGUGGUUUUUAUGUUUUCUCGUUUGGGAUUUUAUGAGCACAAAUUUCCCUUAUAAGCUUUUAGUUUGCAAUUAGCAAGGUAACUUAAUUGUGUUGUACCUUGGCUACCUCUCCACUUAGUCCUGUGAUGCACUUGCUUAACGUUGCCAAGGACAACAGACUCUGUCCAAUUGUAAGAAUAUAUUGCCCCAAAGAGAAGAAAUGUGUUAUCUGGGCUUAAGAGAAAAAUCUUCUUUAAGAGUCUUGAGAGAAGAGAAGUGUUGCUAUAUCUGCAGUGCUAUGAUGUAAUAACUUUUGAUUAUUCCAUAUCUCUGGUGUGAAUCAGAAUGAAGGAUGCUUGGUUAAUUGAAUCACCUCUGGCGCUGACAGUUGUGGCUCGUGGAGUUGCUGUGCUGAGAUAGAGGAGAGGUGCUAUGUGAGAGAGAGGGCCUCUGAUGCUAAGCUGAUUGGCUUUAUCUCUGCUAAUUGCUUUUUCCAUUUCAGAUUUGUCUUGUUUUUGUGCAAAAAUGACAAUGGUGCUGAAGUACAGAGUUACCUUGUUUCCAUUUUAUGUUCGCUUUGAAUGUUUGUGUCUGAAAAAUGAUGUUUUUGUACUGGUGAUCUUUCAUCUAGCAGCGAGCAUUCCAAACCUUUUGUUUUGAACAUUUGGUUCUAGUCAUCUGAGUAAAAUUACGUUUUGUUUUUCUCUUCCCAGACACACACCUAAAGUGGUGAAAGCAGCCUCUCAAGUCCUCAACGGUAUGUGGCAGUACAGAGACCUUCGCAGCCUCUACAAAAAGGUGUGUAAUACAAAUAACUUGCUGCCACCACAAGACAUCUGCUGAAGGAGCUCUUGAAAGUUUAACACAUUAGUCUCUUGAGUUGGUUUUUAUGCUCUUAUUAAAAGGACAGAGAGAGAGAGAGAGAGAGAGAGAUGAGAGAGAGAGAGAUAGAGAGAGAGAGAGAGAGAGAGAGAGAGUCUAGAGAGAGAGAUGAGAGAGCUCUCUAUCUAUCGCUCUCGCUCUCUCUAUCUCUCUGAUCUCAGAGAGAGAGAGAGAGAGUAAAUGGCAAAAACUGUACAGCAGUGCAUGCGUGACAGUUCAGUAAGCUCACUAAGCAACACAAGUGCAAUAAUUUAUAGUGAGAGUAAAGCUUGAAUCCCUCUGGGCUGCAGUUGAAUGAACUAAAGAAUCUAUCAAUGUUGACCUGAGGAGAGGAGACAAACAUGCUUUAAUGGAACAAGACAGAUUAAGAAUUAGAGGGUUUAAAGGCUUUUGAGAGGGGGAGAAAAACUGGUGUUGCAUGCUUUACUAAAAUGGAUAGACAGUCAUUCUCGUAACAUCCUCCUGUUCUAUUUUGCCUCGUUUUAAUGUGAAGAUAGUUUCAUUUGCUAUUUGACGAGAUUAUCUUAGAUCAUUGAGUAUGAUCAUUCAGUACAUAAUAUAGUAUGUUGCAGUUCAUUAUAGCUAGAAAGUUCCCUAAUGCAUCUUAUUUUCCCCCAGGAUGGAUAUUCUCAGUAUAAUUUUGUUGGCUCAUCCUCUACAAUAGAAAGAGAUAGACAAAGACCAUACUCUUCAUCCCGCACCCCAUCCAUCUCGCCUGUACGGACAUCUCCCAAUAAUCGAUCAGGUGAGUCCACUGUUGUCUUUCCUUUGCCCUCUCACUCCAUCAAGCCACUACUGACAGACACCCAGGAUCAGGACCAUUUGGUGGACAAGUAGUAUGCAUGUCAGUGUGUAGGUGUAUUCUCUCUUUACCCCAUAGUUUUAAAAUACUGGACAUAUUUUGCAAACUCACGAGGCUGAUCAUCCUUUAGAGCACAUGUGUCAAACUCAUUCCACGGAGGGCUGAGUGUCUGCAGGUUUUCGCUCCACCCUUGGACUUGAUUGAUGAAUUAAGGUCACUAAUUAGUAAGGAGCUCCGCUCACCUGGUUGUCUAGGGCUUAAUUGAAAGGAAAAACCAAAAACCCACACACUCGGCCCUCCGUGGAAUGAGUUUGACACCCCAUCUUUAGAGCUUUAAUUGCCAGACAUAGCCAUAGUAACACAGAACAUUUUGACCAUGCAUUUCAGACAUAAAGAUUCUGAAAACGUAGUAAUAUUUCAGAUAAAAGAUAGGAUGAAUGAAGGUUAAGGUGGUGUCUGCCCAGACACGGAGGUGCACAGACACUAAUAAGCAACUGCCAGUUACUCACUUACCCUUUGAGAUGAAAGGAGAGAAGAGGAAAGGAGGAGGAGGCUGGGGGAUGACUCAGAUGACACACACCAAGCAAAUGUUUUUAGUUUGAAUGCCACAGCUCAGGCUCUGUUCCUCACCACAGCAGCCUCAUAGGAGAGCCCAUGGGAGACACAGUUAGCUCUAGGGGCAGAAUAAACCUACUAAACUUGAAUAGUCGUCAAAAUGCACUGACUAUAAGUCACUUUGGGGAAGAGCAUCUGCUAAAUGACUAAAAUGUAAAUGUACGAGGUAUUGGUACUGCUGUUAUUGAAACCUAUAACUUGGUACUGUAGCCUUUGGCUGCGUUUAAUGGUGAUUAUAAAAUGAUUUUCUUGGACGAGAGGGUGUUUGUUGAUUUUGUUCAGGACAUUUUAUGUUACAGGGUGCUCUAAUUGGAGUUUAAUGAACAUCAAAGUGGAAAUACUGAACUUAAUGUAUCCUAUUAGAAAGCAAUACAUUCUCUGAGUAAAGAUUUCACAGAAGAGUCAUUUGUGGAUGUUAGACCAGUAUAUAGUUAGGUCUAUGUAUUUGUUUUCAUUACAUGCAUGUUUUCUCUGAUGAUGUCAUCAGCUGCUUCACUGUCAGCUUUCCUUGACCUGUUUCAACAGAAUGUGUUAAUGUACAAGAGUGGGAGGAUCUUAUGCUGAACAAAAAUAUAAACGCAACAUGUAAAGUGUUGGUCCCAUGUUUUAUGAGCUGAAAUAAAAGAUCCCAGAAAUGUUCCAAACACACAAAAAGCUUAUUUCUCUCAAAUGUGUGCACAAAUUUGUUUAGAUCCCUUUUAGUCAGCAUUUCUCCUGACAGGUGUGGCAUAUCAAGAAGCUGAUUAAACAGCAUCAUUAUUACACAGGUGUACCUUGUGCUGGGGACAAUAAAAGGCCACUCUAAAAUGUGCAGUUUUGUCACACAACACAAUGCCACAGACGUCUCAAGUUUUGAGAGAGCGUGCAAUUGGCAUGCUGAUUGCAGGAAUGUCCACUAGAGCUGUGGCCAGAGAAUUGUGUGUUAAUUUCUCUACCAUAAGCCUCCUCCAACGUCGUUUUAGAGAAUUUGGCAGUACAUCCAACCGGCCUCACAACCACAGACCAUGUAUAACCACACCAGCCCAGGACCUCCACAUCCGACUUCUUCACCUGUGGGAUGGUCUGAGACCAGCCAUCCGGACAGCUGAUGAAACUGUGGGUUUGCACAACCGAAGAAGUUCUGCACAAACUGUCAGAAACCAUCUCAGGGAAGCUCAUCGUCCUCACCAUGGUCUUGACCUGACUGCAGUUCGGCGUCAUAACCGACUUCAGUGGGCAAAUGCUUACCGUCGAUGGCCACUGGGAUGCUGGAGAAGUGUGCUCUUCACGGAUGAAUCCCGGUUUCAAAUGUACCUGGCAGAUGGCAGACAGCAUGUAUGGCGUCGUGUGGGCAAACGGUUUGCUGAUGCCAACGUUGCGAACAGAGUGCCCCAUGGUGGCGGUGGGGUUAUGUUAUGGGUAGGCAUAAGCUACAGAAAACGAACACAAUUGCAUUUUAUCGAUGGCAAUUUGAAUGCACAGAGAUACCGUGACAAGAUCCUGAGGCCCAUUGUCGUGCCAUUCAUCCGCCUCCAUCACCUCAUGUUUCAGCAUGAUAAUGCACAUCCCCAUGUCGCAAGGAUCUGUACACAAUUCCUGGAAGCUGAACAUGUCCCAGUUCUUCCAUGGCCUGCAUACUCACCAGACAUGUCACCCAUUGAAAAUGUUUGGGAUGCUCUGGAUCGAUGUGUACAACAGCGUGUUCCAGUUCCCGCCCAUAUCCAGCAACUUCGCACAGCCAUUGAAGAGGUGUGGGACAACAUUCCACAGGCCACAAUCAACAGCCUGAUCAACUCUAUGCAAAGGAGAUGUGUCACGCUGCAUGAGGCAAAUGGUGGUCACACCAGAUACUGACUGGUUUUCUGAUCCAUGCCCCUUCCUUUUUUUUUAAGGUAUCUGUGACCAACAGAUGCAUAUCUGUAUUCCCAGUCAUGUGAAAUCCAUAGAUUAGUGCCUAAUGAAUCUAUUUCAAUUGACUGAUUUCCUUAUAUGAACUGUAACUCAGUAAAAUGUUGCGUUUAUAUAUUUGUUCAUAUAUAUAUACAUGACGAAGGGACUUAAAUGGAUGUCAAACGUCUUUUACCGCUAAUUAUAUACCUGAUGCGUCAUCUGUGUGUUUGCAGCAAGUGCCCCUGCCUCUCCCCGAGAGAUGGUCAGCAUCAAGGAGAGGAAGACAGACUACGAGUCGACGGGCACCAAUGCCAGUUACCAUGGCAACAAGGGUGAGCACACUUCGAGAAAAGAUGCCAUGGCAGGUAGGAAGGAGUUUCAGUGCCUCCGUCAGCUUCCUCCUCGUUUCUGGAUUCAGUGUGUUUUCAUCAGAUGAUGUGUACUGUAAAACCAGCGUGAAGCCUUUUUGUUUCAUAAUAAUCAACUUGGCAACAAUGACCACAUACCUUCUCUCUGUUUCUCUCCCACCUGUAGUUCAAAUCUCAAGUGGAACCUCAACAUUGUUCCGAGGUGCCUACGUCUCUCCCAGUGAUGAGAUCAAACACAACCAGGUAAGGAUUUAAGAAAUUACUUGAUAUCAUUACAAGAGCAACGCUCACUGCUAGGUAAACUCUUAGAAAAAAGGGUUGCAAAAGGAUUCUUUGGCUGUCCCCAUAGGAGAACCAUUUUUGGUUCCAGGUAGAACUCUUUUGGGUUCCAUGUAGAACCCUCUGUGUAAAGGAUUCUACUUGGAACUCAAAAAGGUUCUACCUGGAACCAAAAGGGUUCUUCAAAGGGUUCUCCUAUGGGGACAGCCGAAGAACCCUUUUAGGUUCUACAUAGCACCUUUUUUUCUAAGAGUCUACUGUCUCACCAGUAGCAGAGUAGUGCUCUAACCUCUGUGUGUGUUCCCUAGGUCCCUUCCCAGGGCCCCAACCCAGGCCAGGAGCCCUACCCUCCGUUCCAGAACCCUCCUGGAGUACAGUUUGAGGAGGCGUUCUACGAGGACCAGGUGCACCAACGCCCUCCCCAGGCCACAGACUUGAACAUGCACCUGGGCCUCAAGUCCACCGGCAACUAUGUGGACUUCUACUCAGCGUCCCGCCCCUAUAGUGAACUCAACUAUGAGACCAGUCACUACCCGGCCUCCCCGGACUCCUGGGUCUAG